Molecule: messenger RNA, 6624 nt
Organism: Lethenteron reissneri (Far Eastern brook lamprey)
Lineage: Eukaryota; Metazoa; Chordata; Hyperoartia; Petromyzontiformes; Petromyzontidae
Product: E3 ubiquitin-protein ligase RNF213-like
Biological process (GO): negative regulation of non-canonical Wnt signaling pathway; ubiquitin-dependent protein catabolic process; sprouting angiogenesis
Cellular component (GO): membrane; cytosol; nucleolus
Molecular function (GO): ubiquitin-protein transferase activity; ATP hydrolysis activity
Source: RefSeq, a predicted model, not a curated record
AUGGAGCAUAGAAGGAAGAUGAGAGGAGAGAGAAGGGCGGUGCGGGCGACAGCCUCCGCCGGCUGGAGGAUGCGGUGCACCAACCCCGACUGCUCAAGCACGCCGCGCGACGGAGACCGCUUCUGUAGUCAGUGUGGCCGGAGUCUUGGGGAUGUGAGCAAAUCGCCCGCUCCUGCUGCUGCUGCUACCGGUCCUGGUGCUGCUCCUGCUGCGACUGCUGCUGCUGCCGCUGCUCCUGUUCCUGCUGCUGCUGCUGCUGCAGCUCCUGCUGCAGCUCCUGCUGCAGCUCCUGCAGCCGCCGAGCGGUCGGAUGUGGCAGCAACAAGGUCUGACCAGCCUGGUCACGAGGCAGCAGCUCAUGAAGGUCGUGGCCCCUCCUCCUCGACGGACGUUGGGACUCCUCGAACGGACGAAGGCGGAACGUCCUUUGCCGGUGACGAUGGGCGGCCGGGGGAAGACGCGCCUGCGCCCGGCGUCAACCCGCCUGCUCCGGGAGACUCGCCGACGUGCGCAGGAGGUCGCACGACUUCCCAAGGCCCCUGGGAAGUUGGCGCCGAGGGUUCCCGUCCGGAGGAAUCGUCGCCGUCCCGUGACGGCCGGCCCGGAGACCCUCUGGGUUCGGCGGGCGACGAAUGUGGGGCCGAGCGAGGGGACCUGUCGGCGGCGCGUGGGGCGGACGAGCGGGCCGGUCCGGCAAGCUCACCAGCGGCGUUCGGCGGUGAGCGACGGUGUUCAGCCGGUGAAGCAACUGCCGAAGAGAAGCGACCGCCUUCGGAGACCGCAGAAUCACACGAAGACAACAAGACCACACCGUCACGUACUGACGAUGUCACACACCCUGAGGCCACACCGUCAUGUACUGAUGAUGUCACACACCCUGAGGCCACACCGUCACAUGCUGACGAUGUCGCACACCCUGAGGCCACACCGUCACGUACAGACGUCACGCACCCUGAGGCCACACCGUCAGCUACAGAUGUCACACACCCCGAGGCCACACCGUCACGUACAGACGUCACACACCCUGAGGCCACACCAUCACGUACAGACAUCACACACCCUGAGACCACACCGUCACGUACAGACAUCACAUACCCUGAGACCACACCGUCACGUACAGACGUCAGACACCCUGAGGCGACACCGUCACGUACAGACAUCGUCACACACCCCGAGGCCACACCGUCACGUACUGACGUCACACACCCUGAGGCCACACCGUCAGCUACAGACGAUGUCACACACCAUGAAGACAGGGCCACGUGCUCUGCGGAAUCAUCGGCACGUGGAGACUCCACGCCUGGCCACGACUCUCAAGGUGGCCGGGCCCCGGUAGCUGACGGAGGCGGACGCACAGAGCGCCUGACACCGCUGAGUUCGAGCUCUGGGCCCAGUGGGACAGUUCCACAGGAGAGAGACAACGUGGAUCUUUGGCGGCAAGGCGAGCAGGAGGGCCGCCCCAAGAUGAGUCUUCACUUCCACGCUGUGCUCUCGAAGGAUUUUCAUUUCGACCCGAGCCGCAACCGCCUGGAGCUGCGAUCGCAGGACCUGGCAGGGAAUUGGAUGACUUCCGCUGGCCGCCUGGACUUGAAGAGAGAUCUCGGGGAGAGUGGAUUGCUGAUGGAGGGGUGCUGCGAUGUGAGCAUGGAGACCUUGCGGAGCGGGAAGAAUGUCGCCUACAAAUACGUGGUGGUGAAGGAGUCUAAGAUCAAGUACGAGUGCAUCUACAAGCACGACAAGCCCAAGGACGUGCAUCUCAACCGCUCCAUGUUUGUUCCCCCCGAGUACUGCACCAAAGACGGCUCGUGGCAUCAGUACGACGACGUCAUCUGCGCGCCGCCGCCCGGCAGCUUGGUCGCGUUCUUCAAGGACAAGUUCAAUCUGAACAAGGACGUGCAGAACGGCAAGAGGCUGGCCGGCCGAGUGCACCUGGAGGAGAUCUGUGGGAACCUUCGCGCCUGCACCCCGGACAAUCUGGAGAGUUUCUUCAACCAUUUGUGGCAGUUCACCCAUUGCUUUGGUAACCCCUGGAUCCAUGAAGGGCGUCACAAGCGCUGGGUGGAUCUGGAGUUUGGCAAAGCACAGGUGAACGAGAUGUUGUCGGAUCUCAUCGUGAAGAUCGUCAAGAGCCACACCGACCGUGACUCGGCCGCCAGCGUCCUGCCUCUCUCCGCGGCGGACUCGGCGAUGAUCGCCGCCCGACUGCUGCACGAUCACGAGAUCGGCCUUCCCGCCGCCCAACUGCAGGCCAUCUGCCAGAUGCUGUCUCUGCCCGCCAGCCAGAACGAGAGCGCCAUCAGAGACCGCUGCCAGGCCCUCUCCCUGAACAGCUGGCUGGUGCCAUCACUCACGGCCCUCUGCUCCAGCUGUGCCAAGGCCGGCCUCCCCGAUUGGCUGCUGGCCGUGCCGCUGCUGCACUUUGUGAGCGGCAGGGCGGCGCCCUUCACACCCGGCGUCGAGGGUCUCGACGCGGAGGGGACGUGGGCCGGCCUGCAGGGCGUCGCGUACGGCGACAUGCGCAGACUCGUCUACGGAAACAGGGACACCAAGAGACGCCUGAUCGAGCUGCUCGUGGAGUUCAAGCAUCUUCUCGACAUGGACCGGCUCCUCCCGCGCGCCACGCUCGGCUGCCUCUUCCCCUCCAACGUCCCCGAAUUGCUCGAGUUGCUGCCGCUGCCCCCGCUGGACGUCGUGCGCUACGUCUGCUUCCGUCUACGGGCGCUGACACAGCAGCAGCACCAGCGGCAGCAGCAGCAGAAGAAGACCGAGAGCCAGGCUCUGCAGAAGGUUUUAGAAAUCGUGACGAACAAGGUGGGGGGCGUUGACCGAGGGAGCGACCCGGCUGGUGGCGCCGACGCCGUCCCACCGGAGAUGGCGCUGCGCAUCGUGGAGCUGAGCUGCGAAGUCGCCGGUUCCCCCGGCCCCGCCGAGGAGCUCCACCGGCUGCUGCUGAAGGCGCUGCUCUUUGCCGGCGCCGUGCUGCGCUUGAGCGGCCCCCCGGCCCCCCGCGGCUCCCACACGCAGAGGCCCACGGGACUCUCGGAGGAGGGCGGCAAGGCGGCCAUGUUGCCGGCCUCCUCAUGCGAGGAUGUUCUGCGGAGGGCAGUGUCGUGCAUUGUGGGAAUCUUCCCCCCACGUCUCCUGGAUUCCAGCGCCAUUAACCUGAAGUUCGAAGACACGUUGGAGUUCGAGACCUGGAGCAAGUACCUGGGGGUGUCUUUCGGAGACGCGAAGCGCGAUGCGCUGUGGACCGCCUGGCUCUUGCAGGCCGUCCGUGAGCGCAUGGCCCGGGAGACGCCCCAGCGGCAGGUGGAGGUGUACUGCCACGCAGGCACCAGGUCGGCGGCCCUGCACCCCGCCCUGUGCAGCUGCCUCGAGACCACGGCGCUGGACGUCAUUCACAUCAUCUGCCAGAACAAGCGGGAGGGGGAUCUGGUGCGGCAGCUGCCGGAGCACGACCUCCGCGCGUUCGGCAAGGUGCUGUCGCGCGUCGUGGAGCAGGCGUGGCCGCGGCGGGGCGGGCGGCACGUCGAGGAGAUGGAGGAAGUCGUGAGGCACCUCCUCACCUGGGACGCCGCGCCCAACGUCCUCAAGAUGCACGGCACGAGCCAGAUGCUCAUGGAGAGCCUGGGAGAGGCUGCGAGGAUUUUGGUGGCGUCGGGGUUGUCGUCGCUGCAGCUGCUGCUGCACUCCGUGCUGGACGGCUCUGUGAAGCUGGGGCUGCUGCGCAUCGUGCUGGAGCGGCGCGUUGCCUUCUGCAGGGUGCAGGGGUCGUUGGACGGUAGCCCCGGGCUCAGCACCUUGGAGGCGGUGCUGGACGCGAGGCAGCGGGCGGUGAAGGCGGUGGACGAGGAGGCUCGCAGCGUGCAGGCCUUGCUCAACUUGUGUCGCACGGUCCAGGAGUUCCUCACAGUGGACGUGGAGCCGUUGGAACGCCAGUGUCGGUCCGACCGCAGCGACUGCCGCCUGGACGCCGUCGUGCGUGUCGACCCGGGGCGGCUCGACGCGGAGGCCCUCGCCCGCACGCCGCAGGUCACCGGCUUCGGCCUGACGGUCGAGCUGCGCGUGAUGGCGCGCCAGUUCUCCCGGCUGGAGAGCAGCUGGCUCUUCGACAGCCUCUGGAAGGACUGCGCCCGUGCGGCGUCGUCGGCGGCGGCGGCGCCCGUGCCCCUGGAGCGCCUGCGCGUCGCGACGUGGGCGCCCUGCGUGCAGCGCCUGCGCUCGCUGCUGGGCGCCGUGCGCACCGGCGCCGUCCCGCUGGACGACGCGCGCCGGCUGUUCGCGCCCGCGUUCGCCGGGAGCGCGGCGCGGGCCCCCGCCGUGGCCAACCUUGAGAAGGAGCUGCGGCUGCUGCUGGCGGCGGUGGGCGACGGCGUCACCGCGGCGCGGGAGACGUCGUGGGUGGAGGAGCGAGCGGAGCAGAUCGCGGACUUCCGCGAGCUGGGCCUGGCCACGGAGGCAGCCGGCGCGGUGAAGCGAGCGAAGGACGCUCUGGGCCUCACCGGGGAUUUCUCGGUUCUGGACUCGCUCACCGACCUGGAUGAGAGUUUGAAGGAGAAGCAGUUGAAGUGCAUCACCAGGGCUCUGGUCAAUGCCAAGAAUAUCCUGGCCGGGAUCGACAAGAGAGGCAUCGACUGCCUGGACGUGCUCGCGCGCAGCCGGGACUUCAUCAGAUGGGUCCGCGAGUCCGUCGGGAAGCUGAGCGAGCUGAAGGUGUUUGUGGACCUGGCGUCCAUCUCGGCGGGGGAGAACGACGCCGACGUUGACCGCGUCGCCUUCUUCCACGACGCCGUGCAGGGCUUCUCCUCGCUGCUGUACGAGCUGCCGCCCUCCGCCAACUUCGCCGACUUCCACCAGGCGCUCGGCAAGCUGUGGAAGGCGCUGGAGAGGGACCGCAACCUGCUCAAGAAACUGGAAGACUCGGCGCGCCACCUCUCGUGGUUGCGCACGGUGCACGAGAGCCACGGCUCGGUGGAGAAGUCCUCGCUGUCCCUCGCCACGGCCGUCAACGCCUGCGGCGUCUACCAGGUCGGCGCCGUCUUCCCCACGGGCAGCAAGCCCACGAUGGACUCGGUGCUGAAGCUCGUGGUGCCGGAGGCGGCGGCCGGAGGCGGCGGGGACCUUAGGGAGCAGCGCGUCUACAGCCUCGGCGAGGUCAAGGAGCUGCAGAGCAAGCUCAUGCUCAUAGCCGGGCAGCGGGAGCAGGGCAAGGAGGAGAUCGAGCGCUUCACCGAGGUCUUCGGCAACGUGUUGCGGCUCGCCGAGCUCUACCUGCAGCUGCACUGGGCCGGCAGUGUCCUCUUCCGCCGCUGGACGGCGCAGGUGUUCUGCGACCCGGGCAGCACGGUGUGCGCCAUCGUCGACUUCGGCCUGCGCGGCGUCCCCCACCUGCACGCGAUGGGCGGCGCGGGCGACGAGCUGCGGCCGCUGUGCCGCGCCAUGGACCGCUGCCUGGCCGAGUGGAAGGCCUACGUGGAGGACAAGCGGCGCGACUUCUACCACCUCAACCUCUACACGGCCGAGCAGCUGGUGCUGCUGCGCUCCGAGCUGGGCGCGCUGGCGCGGCGGACUGGCCGGGCGCCGGGGGCCGUGGCAGGGCGGGCGCGUCGCCGGCGUGGCGGCCCUCACGCUGCUGUCCUUCAUCAAGGAGGACUGCACGGCCGAGCACGUCGUCGCGCUCUCCCUCGAAUCGGAACGGGCGGCGCCGUCGGCGAGAGUCGGGGCCGUGGCCGGCGGCGAUCCGUCGCGCUCCCCUUCGUCGCCCGCCCCGCUCUCCUCAUCCUCCUCCUCGUCGUCGUCGUCGACGUCCUCCCGAGCGAGCCGGCUGAUGGGCGCCGUCAAGGCCCUCGUGGACCAAGGACGUGGGAGGAGGCGGCGGCGAAGGCGGCGGUGCAGGAGCUGGGGCCCGCGUCCGAGCGCGACCUCAUCGCCUGGGUCUUCGGCAAACCUGCAGCGCCGCGCAGCAUUGCGCGCUCAGCCGGGCGUUCGACGGCGCCGGUCGCGGCGGCGAAGAGGCGGACCGCGAAGCCCGCGGCCAGCCCGCCUCCGGCCUCCCCUGCCCUCCUCCUUCGUCCGGCGACGACGACGACGCCGACGGACGGCGGGCGGGCGUGGGCGACCGCCUUCUCCGGCUGUGGCGGCGCUUCGCGCGGAGCGGCGCCGGCGGGCACCUCGGCGUGGGGGAGCUGGGGCGGGCGCUGGGCGCGACUCGCCGCCGGCGGCGCCCGGGAGCAUCGCUACGACCGCCUCCUCCUUCGGCCGCUUCCGCGUCGGCGCCCUUCCGCUGGCGCCCGCGACGAGCUGCGCCGGUACCUGCGGCGCCACUUCACGGCGCCCCGGAACGAGCGCUCGCCCGCCCGCGUCUUCUCGGACCCCGUGAGCGUGCGGCUCGUCACAUCCCGGCGCGCCGGAGUCGGGAAGUCGCUGUACGUGCAGCGGCUGCACGAGUCGGUGUCGCGGACGUGCCCGGGCGGGCGCUGCACCCUGCGCACGCUGCGCCUCAUCGCCAGCGCCGUGGACGAGAGCUCCGUGCUCGCCUCCAUCGUCGACCUGCAGGAGGCCCCGGGGAAGGCCACGCCGUGCCUCUUCCACAUCGACGUCACGGCCGCCCUGCCACAGUCCUAA